Molecule: messenger RNA, 1977 nt
Organism: Penicillium taxi
Lineage: Eukaryota; Fungi; Ascomycota; Eurotiomycetes; Eurotiales; Aspergillaceae
Product: mRNA decapping enhancer EDC3
Exons: 2
Coding region: 1-1977 (658 amino acids)
Biological process (GO): deadenylation-independent decapping of nuclear-transcribed mRNA; P-body assembly
Cellular component (GO): P-body
Molecular function (GO): mRNA binding
Source: RefSeq, a predicted model, not a curated record
AUGGCUGCUCCUGUGACUAUCGCUCACUUCCAUGGUUGCGAUGUCUUGCUUACCCUGAAAUCCGGCGAGUCCAUUCAUGGUAAAAUUGGCACACUCGUUGAUGGUGUCCUUCAUCUUCUGGAUGGUAGAUCCAUUCCGGUGGAAAAUAUGAUCGACGUCACUAUUCCCGACUCUCCCAUUGUUUCUCGUCCUCCCCUAGCUGCUCAGCCUCAUCUUGAGACCGGAACUUUUGUUGACCCGGCUAUCGUGGGCAUUUCGCCAUCUCGCUUAUCGACCGACCAUGUUCAUCGCUCGCAAUACGUCCCUACUUCUCAAUAUUCCCCUUCCCCUUCUGGCCUUGUUCGCGAAGGCCAUACUGCGAACGGAACAUUUGUCGACCCAGCUAUCCUGCGAAUGUCGACCCACCCGGCUGCAAGAACCUCCAUUCCACCAAAAGUACCAGCUGGUAAAGCUCAAGCUCUUCGCCAAGGCUCUUCUUCAUUGUCCAAUCUAUUUCGCGAUUCUCGAUUGAAUGGCACGGAGAGCCAGCUCCCACAAGAUGGUUAUGAGGCUUUGCCGAGUGUUUCCCCUAGUCAAAGUGAUUCUAAGCCGAAUAAAUCCAACACCCGAUAUGAUAGAUCAAGUACGAACAACAUUAAAACCAAAGGAUUGCAGACUGCCUUUGUGGAGUCAGUGCCCACGGACAGUGCUCGUCAACUUUCAAAGCUCAGCAAGGGUGCCAAGAAGAAGGCUCGCCGUGCUCUUACUCAAGAAGUCAACGGCUGGUCUACCGAAGAUGCUGCCGACAUUCACGAGCAGGGGGAUUUUGAUUUUCAAUGCAAUCUUACGAAAUUUAACAAACAGCAAGUGUUUGCACAGAUUCGAAAAGAAGAUACCACCGCCGAUGAAGCUCGUCUAGUCAGCCACAAUCGCAAGCCGAAGGCUGGUACUAACGAUGGAAAGAAUCUCCAUUGGACUGAAAAUGUGCUGGACUCUGAUACUGGCGACGAGCUCGUAAUUGUUGAUAAGACCACUUCCACCCGCGUUCCAUCGCGCAAGGGUAGCACAGCUCCGAUUCAACCUUUCUUGCAUAAGUUGAGCUCGAGCUCGCGCACAGUUACGCCUCUAUCCGUCGUAUCCCCUGUAUCUCCUGAUCCUGGUCCUAUCGGAUCUCUCGUUCUUGGAACGAGCUUCUGCCCCACACUGAGUCCUCUACAGACACUCGAGGUUGAGCAGAUCGCGAUCGCGGAGUUUGGCUUAACCGAUGAUAUUAUCAGUGAGAAUGCAGCCCGAGGCAUCGCUGAAGCAACCGUGAGCCAUCUCGCCAGUGAAUGCUUUCCUACACCGACGAUCUUGGUCAUUGCUGGUAACCAUCGUACCGGAGCACGAGCAAUUGGCGCAGCACGACACUUGCGUAAUCGUGGCUACCGUGUCAAUGUUUUUCUACUUGGAGCAGACCGCGAUGGUGAUUUGCUAGAAAGCUGUCGUAAGCAGCUGGAUAUUUUCCGCAAGACCGGUGGACGCGUUUUCAAGUGGGCCGAUCUGAUUCUUCGCCUAUCGGCUCGUGAUAAUCCUUUUAAUCUGGUUAUUGAUGCAUUGUUUGGCAUGCAUGUUUCUUUCAAUGACCUGUCCUCUGAGGACCAGAAAAUGGCGUCCGAGAUAAUCUCUCGCGUCAACCAGACCACCUUGAAUGGAGGCGUGCUCUCGAUUGAUAUCCCGUCUGGUAUCUCUGCAUCAACUGGUGAGGUUGGGUUGUUCAAGGGCGAGCUGUUGAACAUCAACCCCAAGUUCGUGGUGUGCCUUGGCGCCCCGAAAACCGGGAUUCUCACCGCCAUGGCACACAACAGCGUGAGCUUCCGGGCACUGUGGAAAGUCAGUGUUGCUGACAUUGGAAUUCCCCAGAUUGUGUGGCGUAAGUAUGGGACACGCCGUCAUCAUGGAUUUGAUUUCGGCAAUCGCUGGGUGUCUACACUGCUUUACGAGGCCGCACGUGAAUAG